AUGUUGAUCCUCCUGGUGUUUCUGGUAGACAAAAGAGUUACUCUGAGCUGUCCUGCAAGUGAUGCCUUCCCUAUUCCACAUGAGUGGUACCAGCCUGGUGACCUUGUCAUUGGUGAAAUGGUUUCUCAGAUGGUUUACCAGUUUUUUGGAAUUCCGUUUAAUCAACAUCCUUUUCUAAACCUUUACGAUUCACCAAAAUCGGUUCAGAGAGUUAAAAUUGGAAAGUUAGAUCCCAGUGUUCCAAAUGGAAAAGAACUCAUCAUUGAGGAGAAGACAAUCCUUUGGCACCCUGGUUUUAACCAGGUUCUUCCUGUUUCUCUUUGUAAUGGCAACUGUUCUCCUGGGUACUGGAAAAAAGGGGCUGAAGACAGACCAUUCUGCUGCUAUGACUGUAUUCCAUGCCCAGAUGGGAAGAUUUCCAAUCAAAUUACCAACAACCGGGCCCUCACCUACACCCUCCUUGUCUCUCUUCUGCUCUGUUUCCUCUCCUCGUUGUUCUUCCUCAGCCAACCUGGCCAACUGACUUGCCUUCUCCGACAAUCUACUUUUGGCAUCACCUUCUCAGUGGCCAUCUCUACUGUCCUGGCCAAAACCAUCACUGUUGUGGUGGCUUUUAUGGCCACGAAACCAGGAUCUCGGAUGAGGAAAUGGGUGGGGAAAAGAUUGGCCUUUUCUACUGUCCUUUCCUGCUGUCUCAUCCAAGUAUGUAUUUGUGCUCUUUGGUUGUCAACAUCUCCCCCAUUCCCUGAGUUAGACAUGCACUCAGAAGCCAAAGAAAUGAUUUUGGAAUGCAAUGAGGGUGAGGGUUCAGCUGCCUUCUUCUACUGCGUCUUGGGCUACAUGGGGAUCUUGGCCAUCGCCAGCUUUAUUGUGGCUUUUCUCGCCCGUAAACUGCCUGACAGCUUUAAUGAAGCCAAGUUCAUCACCUUCAGCAUGUUGGCCUUCUGCAGCGUGUGGGUGUCCUUUUUUCCAGCCUAUCUGAGCACAAAAGGAAAAGCCAUGGUAGCUGUGGAGGUCUUCUCCAUUCUGUCCUCCAGCGCUGCAUUAGUGGGAUGCAUCUUUUUGCCAAAAUGCUUCAUCAUUGUUUUCAGGCCUGAGCUCAACCAAAGGGAACAACUCAUAAAGAGGAAUUAG
Molecule: messenger RNA, 1134 nt
Organism: Python bivittatus (Burmese python)
Lineage: Eukaryota; Metazoa; Chordata; Lepidosauria; Squamata; Pythonidae
Source: RefSeq, a predicted model, not a curated record